Ficedula albicollis (Collared flycatcher) is the source of this 1440-nucleotide messenger RNA. Its product is annotated as MARVEL domain-containing protein 3-like. The transcript is spliced from 4 exons. NCBI's taxonomy places the organism in Eukaryota, Metazoa, Chordata, Aves, Passeriformes, Muscicapidae. The record is from RefSeq and is a predicted model, not a curated record. Gene Ontology annotation, cellular component: membrane. Bases 126 to 1115 code for a protein of 329 amino acids.
AGAAUCAGAGCAGACCUAGUAAAUAAGCUAAGUGCAAUAAAUGUCAAGUAUAGAAACAUUGCAUUUACUUGAUGAAAAGGAAAAGGAAGUUGUUUUAGAAGGAGAGAAUACAUCUGAGAAACAAGAUGUCUCAUGCUGGGAGUCGAUACCAAGAUAAGCAGUACAGGCACCAUGAGAACCAUAGAUCUGACAGAUACAAGGAAGACAGAAGAGAAAGAAAACCAUACCCAUACAAUGCAAGAGCAACAGGAGACAUCCGAGGUGGCCAGCACUCAAGGACUUCUACUGUUUGCUCAGAUCCUUACUCUGAGACCUCUGGAGCAGCACAGGAGUAUUUUGUCCCAACACCAGAGUUUUAUCCUCCCAAGGAAAGCUUCUCAAUGAAGUGUUCAAAGGUAUGCACAACAAGAGGCAUUUUGAAGUUCGUGGAAAUCACGGUUAACCUCCUGGUGCUGAUUUGCGUGGGCGCUUCCCAAGCCUCCGUUGCAGGCUUCACGUCCCUUGGAGGCCUCGGAUCAUCCUUUAACCUGAACUGGGCCUACAGCCCCUUCGAGGGCACGGAGCUGCGGGAGGUGAGGGAGCUGGACAUGCAGUUCACCCAGAUGAGAGCCCCUUGCGUGUACGGCGGAGUGGCCUUCAGCUUAACAGCGGCCACGCUCACCCUCGUCUUCCUCGUCGUGGGGGCCAAACCCAUCCAGCAGCUCCGGCCAGGGCUGCUGGCGGGGGAAUGUGCCUUCAGCCUGCUGGCUGGCCUGGCCUACGCGGCGGCCGUGGGGCUGUACCUGCACUUUGUCAGGCAGGUGAACGCCACCGAGGUGUGCAGGAGGCGCGAGCGGCUCUACGCGCGCCGCGGCUACACCUCCAUGAGCUGCGCCGUCCAGGGCGGCGACGCGGCCGUCGGCCUCUUCGGAGUCAUCGCUUCCUGCCUGUACUUCGCCAGCUUUGUGGUCUGCAUCCGGGCUAUCCGCACCGUCCGCGCCUUCCAGAGCCGCGCGGCCGAGGCUCAGCACGGCCCCAGGGGCAGCGGUAGAGACAGAGGCGUCAGGAGCCACCACGCCGUGCACAGGAGCUCCGACAGCUCCCACAACGUCCAGGCUCUCGCCACGUUGGUGUGAAAUCAGCUCUGGGACUCUGCCAGAGAACUGAGGCUUCAGCAAAGGAUGGACACUGCCACACAGGCAACCAGCCCACAGUAUAUUUUCCUACAAGGUGCUGAAGUGUGUAUUGAAUCACUGAUUAUAACCAUUACAAUGACAUAAUAGAAUCGACAUCGAGUGACUGUGUUAACAAGGAUUUUUGCACCAGUCUCUCAAGCUGGACUCCUGCAUUUAAAAUGUGUUUGAUUGUAAUGUUUUCAUCCUGCACAGAGCAAAUCCAAACAACAGUGGGCUUUUAAGGGGUUACAACUGUGUUACUGCCAAAUUUGUGCUAACAACCACU